AUGCGCCGGGUAUCGGAGCAAAGCGUCAUGGGUAUGCCUUGCCGCACCCUAGUUACCGUGAAGGAGCUCAGCAGCAAAGAACAGCUGCUGCGGUUCGGCAUCAACCACGUGAUUUGCCACGACGAGCUCAAGAUGUCGAUGCUGGCCUGCGCCACCCUGUACCCCGCCUUCCUGCCGUUCGCGAUCAACGCCAUGCGGAGCAGCAGCGACUACACCGUCCCGGUGAACAACACAGGAGAAGUCAAGCACCGCCACGGCCCUUCCAGCGACGGGGCCAUGGCCGCCACGGCGGGCGGCGGCCUUGACCAGACAUGGAACUCCUCUUCCGCCCAGGGCGGCGACGGCGGCGGCGACGGCGGCGGCGACGGUAGCUCGACCGGCGCCCCUCCGAUGUGGCUCACCGACUACAAGAGGGGCAUGGAGUAUGAGGUCUACUCGCUUGCUCUCAAUGUGGGGGAAGACUCGUGUCUCUGGGGGCUGACAUUCAGCAGAGCUGCCCUCGAGCUGUACGAGGACUCGAAGGGAGAGGUUCUCCUCAUGGCCGUGGUGCGCGACUUCCGGGACGUCGCUGCCGCGGGCCUCGGCUCCGGCAACGCGAAAGCAACACCCGCGAACGGGCUGGCUGCCGCCGCCGCCGCCGCCGACAGCAGCAGCUGCGCCCCGGCAGAGGCGACCGCCGUCCCCACCGCCAUGGAUACCAGCGUUGAACCGAACGCCAGGUUGCAGUCUGGAGGGGGAACGCGGGGAGACAACCGGCGACGGCGGGAGGGCGUGGCGGCGAGCGGGGGGUCGGGGGGAUUCUCGGCGUCGUUCGUGCACGCGACGAUCUUUCCCGGGGACGACUUCACCUUCGCGGGGGAGUGCAACGUGCUCGUUCUCGCGGAGUCCAAGAGUCAGGCGGAGUACCACCUGAUCAAGCUGCAGGAUUCGCUACCAUCGACAACGGAGUCGCGCCUGAAGCAGGAGGAAGACGAGGGUCACGGUGAAGCAGAAGCGGCCGCCGCCGCCGCCGUCGCCGCUGCUGCUUCGGCCGUGGUGUUGGAUACUUCGUCGAGUUCCGGGGAAGAGGCGUCCUGCGGCGCGAGCGCCGCGGGGCUGAUGAUCGUCAAGCAGGCGGCUCCGCAGGUGACCACGGCGGGCGCAGGGGUGAGCGGGGGAACAGAAGAGGCGGAGGAAAAGGUCGAGAGCGGCGUUGCCCCCGGCGAGGCCUUGGCGGGGGCUGGGGAGCCGGUGGAGGCGGAAACCGUCGAGGCGCGGGCUAGGUUGAGUUCGUCGGGGGCGCAGGCGGCGGCAGAGGAGGCGGGGACAGGUGCAGCGAUGGCGGCGACGGCGGCGGUAGCGGCGACGGCGGGAUGGGAUGGGCAAGCGAUUCCUUUGCGUCGGAUACCGCCGAGGGGGGGAUUGACAGGCAGCUGUCCCUAUGAGGAGCAACAAGAGGAACAGAUGGAAGCAGUGCGAGAAGAAAUGCGCACCGAAGACGGGGUUCGGUGGAAGGAGGCGUUGGAGGCCCUCACGACAGCAACUGGACAACUUAACUCGCUCAAGACGGCGGCGGGCACGUUCACCGAGUCGACCAUCACGCUCGACCCGAAAGAGUUUUUUUCGACGGUGCAGGAGGCACGCUGCCGGCUAGACGACGCUCUGCGCGUCCAGGCCGCCGCGGUGCCCGAGGACCUCGAGGACCACCUCGUUAUCAUCGGCGCUCACCCGCGCUUGCAGUACUACGUGGCCGCGAUGCGUCGGCAACGCCCCGACGUGGCCAUCGUUGUGGUCACCGAGGACAAGGAAAGGUUCUUCGAGUUGCGCGAGAAGAUUGCAGAAGCGAAGUGCGACUGCGCCGACCUGAACAUCACCAAGAUCUUUUCCGUUACCGGGAAGAGCCAACAAAGAGCCACCUUCAACAAGGCCAGGGUGGCAAACUCUGCCGCUGUGCUUCUCGUGUCGGACGAGCCGAAUGAUACGGACGUGCUCCUGGUAUCGUUCGAGCUGGAGCAGAUGCUGAGGGAGAUACCAGCAGGUCAACAUGCCCCUAAGGUGUUGAUCGACCUUCACACCGACAACAGCAUCUACUACUGCGGAAACAUGCUCGGCCGUGGGGGGGGCGGGUCCACCGCUAGGCGCGGGCGCAGCAGCCGCAUCCUCAAGGAAUCAUCGGCGUUAACCUCCGCCGGCGUGUGGGAAUGGCCGCUUUUCACCGCUGGGAUGGUGUGGACUGAAUCAAUCAUGGAGGUGUUCGAGGUGCAGACGUACUUCAGCACGGAGUUUUUGGCGUUCUUCGAGACCCUUCUCCAGAUGAAACGCCCGGUACUCGUCGGGAACGAGCUGGUAGACGACGCAUCCAUCAUGGAGCCCGCAGUGCCACCCCCCGCCUCUUCUGGCCGCGAUGACGAUGGAACCCGUGACACUACGCCCUCUGCUGGUGCAUGUGGAAAGAAGCCCCGUUCGCGCCACUCGCCGUUCCGCGGACAAGCUGGGACUGCUUCCACUGUCUCCCCCACGGGGCAGUUUGACAUGCUACGCGUGGCGUCGCGCAAGUUCUGGGGGGGAAGGUACGACGCCCUGGCGCGGGAGCUCAUCCUGCAGGGGGCUAUGCCGCUGGGACUCUACCGCCCGACGGGCACGAAGGGCAGCAGUCUGCCCUACACUCAGGUCAACCCUGAAGUCUCCGAGCGCCUCGUGGAAGGGGAUUUCGCGUUCGUCCUGAGAUCUAGGUCUUGCUCCCUGAUUGGCUCGGUCUGAGGAGUCCACGCACGCUGCUUUCCGCGUGGACGAAUCAUAAUCUGACGGACUGGAGGAAGCCGCGCGGAAAACCGAGAACCGCAAGCUGGUGUGUGUGUGUGUGUGCUGUCAACGGUCGAUCUGUUUUGCUGGCUCUGUCCUGAUGGAUCGUUCUGUUGUUUUGACCUCGGAUCGUUUCGCAGGUUGCCGUUGAAGAAAAUACCCAUAAGCAAGCAAGCGUGGGAGAUGUUUUGGUGGACGUCGUGAGGCCCAAAGGUCAUGAUUCAUGCUUGCCUCCGUCUGGAACAUUUCGAGGGGCCAGGUUGUUGGGGGAUUGAUUGUGUUGAGGGCGGGACACAGGCUGUGCGCGAGGGGGGGAGGCAAUAUCCGGUGCGUCUUGGUUGCCUGU
Molecule: messenger RNA, 3127 nt
Organism: Ectocarpus siliculosus
Lineage: Eukaryota; Phaeophyceae; Ectocarpales; Ectocarpaceae
Source: the annotation of a GenBank genome assembly